This is a messenger RNA of Penicillium paradoxum, 2133 nucleotides long. RefSeq lists its product as uncharacterized. Lineage: Eukaryota; Fungi; Ascomycota; Eurotiomycetes; Eurotiales; Aspergillaceae. Gene Ontology annotation, cellular component: extrinsic component of intraperoxisomal membrane. Gene Ontology annotation, biological process: peroxisome inheritance. The transcript has a single exon. The coding region runs from base 1 to 2133 and encodes 710 amino acids. The record is from RefSeq and is a predicted model, not a curated record.
AUGCCCGAGUCUCCAAGUGAGCCGGGUCAGAUACAGUCCCUUCGUCGUUCCGUGACCCUUCCUACCAAGUUAAAUCCACUCGCGCAACGCCGCUCGAGUGUCCCAAAUACCCCAGAACAUGUAAUUUUCUAUCAUCCAUCCGCGAAGAUCGUUCAUUUUGCUCCACGAGCACUCGCCCCUAUUCCCUCCAGUUCUGCGCCCUCCGACUUCGACUACCCCGUUGACACUAUCGAAACACUCCCCUGGCGCUCUGCGACUGAACGAACGGUCGCAACAGCGCCAUUGAGGCUGGAGAAGGUCCAUGGGUCAACAGCGUUUCUGAAAUGUGGAAAUGUCGUCCAUGCGAUCCUGAAGAACUCCCAGUGUUGGUGCGUUGACGGGGUCUCGAAGUUUGUACUACGCAUUCGUCCUCUUACAUACUAUCGCAUUGAGAUUCCUUACGAGACGGACGACGAUCGAAGCCUAGUGCAGGAUUUGAAGAUAGCGUUUCCAACAAUACUUCGGUACGAGGUGACGCCAUGUCCUUUCAAACGGACCUUUAGCGUCGAGCUUCCUAAUGAUGCGAUGGCACCUCGGCGCAAAAAGGCCUGGCAACCCAAAGACCGGAGACACAGAAUACCGACCAUUUUAGAACCUCCGCUUGAGAAUCUAUCUCCCGUUUCAACUAGAUCGGAAUGCAUCGAUUCAGCAAGCACCGGAGAUGACACCGAUGGAAACUUGACCGAUGACAGUUGUUCUACUUCAAACAAAGCCAGUAGCGCAGCCUUGGAGGCCAUUCCCGACGAUACGCAGGCACCUACCAUCAAUUUGUCAAUCCCGUUCCCAUCAAUUGGCACUCCUAGGCGAUCAGUGUCCGAAGGCCCACCAGCUUUCACCAGCCUGCUUGCAAAAUUCGAGGCUACGACAACCACUGAAGAUGAUUACGACUCUUCGUGUGAACUCAAGCCAGACGACGGGUCGAAUUUUGAUACUGUACUUCAACUUGAUACUGAAGCACAGCCUCCUACAGAACAACUCAAUUUUGAGCUUCCUGUCCACAGUGGAGUCGAAGCUGAGCCUGGAUCCGAACUCGCACCGGAUGCUGAAAUUCCAACAGAUAUACAAAUUGUAUCCAAAUCCGAGCCUGAAGCUGGGCCUGGAGCCACUUUACAAGCCCAAUCUCUAAGCGAAGCCGCGGUGGAAGCGGAGUCUACAAUUUCAAUCGAGACCGAACAAGUCUCAGAGGCCGAAACUUCGGAGGAAAUUGUGCUUCAAUCCCAGCCUACGAUUGUAACUGAACUGGAAGUCUCCACACUAAGGAUCGAUCACGAUUGCUUCUUCGCGUCUAGCGCCGAGUCAUCCCACUCCGCUGAGCCUCAAUCCCCAGAUUCAGUCUCCACCCAUCCUACAUCUGUUGGGGGGCCUGAUUUGCCCGAGCCAACCGAGAUGUUCAAUCUUUCGAAUACGAAGGAGGCAGUUUCUGGGUGCGAAUCAAAGCUAGCGAGUCCAUGCAAGACAACACAGCUUCCCACAGUCGAUAUCUUCGCACGGGAUAAUGUCGCAAACGCAACCGGGAUGCAUCAUCAACUAUCAAUGCAUAAUACAGGCCAGAAUAACUUGCCCAGGCGCUUCCCGGAUGCAUUCUCGGAUACCUCGCCCUCUAUGACUCGUUCAAGCAAAGUGCACCCACCCAGUCGUUUUCUAGAUGUUUCCUCGGACGCUUCGAGGCGCCUGCCGCCUCCCGCGAAGGCAACUUUAUCCAAUCCGGAUCUUGACCCGAUUAGUGCUGAGUUUCGGCGUCGCGCCCAAGCCACAAGAGAACGUGACUUUUCCCCUAUGCCUCCUUCUUCGGCGUUGUACCUCCCAUCCGGUGAUGAUGCAUCAUCGUUCAUUUCCAAAGCUAUCACCCUGGUAUUGAUUCCCCCAGCCUAUCUACUUGUCAUUCUUCUUCACAUUGCGGCCCGCAUUGUCGACAACCCAACUCCCCACCGGACUAUCACCUCCACACCAAGCGAGUCCACCUCCCGACCCCAGCACUCCAAAAAGUCUUCAGCCUCAGAGGACGAUUUCAGCUUUCCACUGAAGCCCCUCACUUCUUCGGAGCAUGACGAUGCCCGAACUACCCAAAAGCCCAAUCCUUGGGAUUUGGACUAG